Molecule: messenger RNA, 1422 nt
Organism: Clonostachys rhizophaga
Lineage: Eukaryota; Fungi; Ascomycota; Sordariomycetes; Hypocreales; Bionectriaceae
Source: the annotation of a GenBank genome assembly
AUGGCUGAUAUCGCACCAGCUGCGGAUGCCACCAAGAGUGCGCCCAACAACCACAACGAGAAGAUGGACAUCUCCAGUGGGGACAACUCCAUGAUGGGAGAUCACUCGGUGGACAAGGCUGAGGGCACCACCACCGACCUGGAGGAGCAGGGCGCCGCUCACUUCCACCGUCUGGGAUGGAAGCGCCUCACAGUCGUCCUCAUCGUCGAGGCCAUCGCCCUCGGCAGUCUGAGUCUCCCCGGCUGCUUCGCCACCCUCGGCAUGGUCGCUGGUGUCAUCACCUGCGUCGGUCUCGGUCUCAUCGCCAUCUACACUAGCCACGUCGUAGGUCAGGUCAAGAUCAAGUUCCCCAAGGUCACCCACUACGCUGAUGUCGGCACCCUCCUCUGGGGCCGCACCGGUUACGAGAUCAUCGGCUUCAUGUUCUCCAUGCAGCUCAUCUUCCUCGUCAGCUCGCAUACUCUUACCGGUACCAUCGCCUUUGGAAACAUUACUGAUAAUGCCACCUGCUCCGUCGUCUUCGCUGUCGUCUCCGCUAUCAUCCUUCUCCUGUUGGCUGUCCCUCCCUCAUUCGCCGAGGUCGCCAUUCUCGGAUACAUCGACUUCGUCUCUAUCAUCCUGGCUAUCGGUGUGACCAUGAUCGCCACCGGCAUCCAGGCUGGUGACCAGACCGGCGGAAUGUCCGCAGUCAACUGGUCCGCCUGGCCCAAGGAGGACAUCACCUUUGCCGACGCCAUGAUCUCCGUCACCAACAUCGUCUUCGCCUACAGUUUCGCCAUCUGCCAGUUCUCCUUCAUGGAUGAGAUGCACACCCCCAAGGACUACGUCAAGUCCAUCUGGGCUCUGGGUAUCAUUGAGAUCAUCAUCUACACCCUCACCGGCGCCAUCAUCUACUCCUUCGUCGGCCAGGACGUCAAAUCCCCCGCCCUCCUCUCCGCCGGCACCCUCAUGUCCAAGGUGGCCUUUGGUAUCGCCCUCCCCGUCAUCUACAUCUCCGGCUCCAUCAACACUACUGUCGUCGGCCGCUACAUCCACGGGCGCUACUACAAGGACUCGGUCAUCCGCUACAUCAACACCAAGGCCGGCUGGAUCUCGUGGCUCACCCUCAUCACCGCCAUCACAGUCCUGGCCUUCAUCAUCGCUGAAGUCAUCCCCUUCUUCAGCGACCUCCUCUCCAUCUCCUCCUCGCUGUUCAUCUCCGGCUUCACCCUCUACUUCCCCUCCAUCAUGUGGUUCGUCCUCAUCCGCGAGGGCAGCAUCUGGGACCCCAAGAACAUUCUUCUCACCGUCGCCAACGCCAUCAUCUUCGUCAUCGGCAUUAUCGUGCUAGUUGGCGGCACCUACGCUAGCAUCGUCGAUAUUAAAAAGAAUUUCGACGAGGGAACCGUCCGCGGCGUCUUCACCUGCAGCCCCAUUGGUUAA